Molecule: messenger RNA, 207 nt
Organism: Protopolystoma xenopodis
Lineage: Eukaryota; Metazoa; Platyhelminthes; Monogenea; Polystomatidea; Polystomatidae
Source: the annotation of a GenBank genome assembly
AACACUGGAACUAAUGCACCAGCCUCAGCACCGGUCAACAAACGGUUACAACAAACUCAGGCUCAAGUUGAUGAAGUUGUGGAUAUAAUGAGGGUAAACGUUGACAAAGUCCUUGAACGUGAUAAAAAACUUUCACAGUUGGACGAUAGAGCUGGUAAAAUUUUAUUUGCUAUUUCCUAUUUGACCACUUCUGCGGAAGCUCGCUAA